AUGUUGGCUGAGAGGCAGUCGGGGACUUUGCCUAGCAAUAUAGAGUCCAACCCGAGAGACCACGUGAAAGCUAUCACUUUGCGAUCAGGUAAGGAACUAUCUAGUUCUAUUCCUAUUCCUGGUGAUGAUGAUGUUGUGCAGGUAGAUUCGAGUAGGAAAGAUAGAGAUAGCAAGGUGAUGGAGCCAGAGAAGCUAUUUCGUCAGAUGCCUAGGUAUGCGAAGUUCUUAAAGAAGAUCCUUAGCAACAAGAAAAAGUUAGAGAACUUGGUGAUCGUGACCCUAAAUGAGGAGUGUUCGGCUGUACUUAAGAAUAAAUUGCUAGAGAAGAAGCGUAAUCCUAAGAUUUUUAUUGUCCCUUGUGUGAUUGGUGAUUUGACAAGCAAUGCUUUAGCUGAUUUAGGAGCUAGCAUUAAUUUUAUGUCGUACAGUUUGUUUACCAAGUUAGGGCUGAGUGAGACUAAACCUACUAGGAUGAGCAUACAGUUAGCUGAUAGGACUGUUAAGCAUCCUAGGGGUAUUAUAGAGUAUGUACUUGUUAAGAUUGAAAAAUUUAUAUCUCCUGUUGACUUUGUGAUCAUGGACAUGGAUGGUGAGAGUAAUGUACCUUUGAUUCUAGCUCGAUGUUUCCUUGCAACAUCUAGGGCUAUUAUACAUGUUUGUGAUGGAGAGCUUGAACUUAGGGUAGGGGAUGAAACUGUCACUUUUCAUUUGAACAGUUCUAUGAGACAGUCCUUAGAUCAUGAUGUUACUGUGUUUUCUAUUGAUUUACUUGAUGAUGUUAUUGAUACACAGUUACAGGAGAUAUUACUUGAUGAUCCUUUACAAGUUGCCUUGCAAGCAGAGGAUGAGCAUGAGCUAUCGAAUGAGAGUGUGUUAGAGCAGCUUGCAUUUUUGUUAGCUAAUGUACCAAGCAAGAAUAUUUAA
This is a messenger RNA of Ricinus communis (castor bean), 924 nucleotides long. RefSeq lists its product as uncharacterized. Bases 1 to 924 code for a protein of 307 amino acids. Lineage: Eukaryota; Viridiplantae; Streptophyta; Magnoliopsida; Malpighiales; Euphorbiaceae. The transcript is spliced from 2 exons. The record is from RefSeq and is a predicted model, not a curated record.